Amoebophrya sp. A25 is the source of this 3205-nucleotide messenger RNA. Lineage: Eukaryota; Dinophyceae; Syndiniales; Amoebophryaceae. The record is from the annotation of a GenBank genome assembly.
AUGCCUUUGUGUCAUAUUCCAUUAAGGCUAAUAUAACGUUCAAAUUGAUUAACAUGAAGAUGGCAGAUGAUAUGCUCGUUCUCGUAUAUCAUCCUUUUAAGUUAUUUGUACUUUUUCUUCUCCGUUUUUAUUUAUGUAUAUGUUAUUUUUUGCUGACCUCGCUCUUGUCGGACUGCGUAGAAACAGAACUUGUGGUUGUGCUUGUCGUUGCACGACUUCGUUCCACAAUCACCAUGAGCGUGAUCACGUAGAGACAUAACUCUAAUCCGGAAUUUAUGCACUCUCAGUUUGAGCACCAGAUCGGGAAAAAGCCUUACUGCAUCCGCCCUCAUGCUUUGUAUGCUACCGGGAAUGCGAUGCUCAGCAGGGGCACAGAACGAGGCACACUAACAGCGGGAGAGGAUAGCGAAGAAAUGCUCGCCAGGCAGUUUUUGGCUGAGGAGAGCAAUGCAGAAGUUUCCGCUGUUCCCAGUACUAUGGCACUGAAGGCAUCGUACCUAGAUAGGUCUUUGCGGAUGAAGCAACAAGCAGGGAUCGAGCAUGGAGACCCGAUUGAACGAACAACAACCAGUCAGCAAGAUUCUCUGAGCACCCCUGUCCCAGGUCUCUAUCAUCCUGAUCGUAUAGCACCUCGCAUUUUCGUGGGAAGACUAGCGGGAUGGGCACGAGAGGGCGCACAAGCGAUGUUAGUGUUUUUCGAGAGUGCUGGGAAGAACAUUUUAGCAAAGCGCUGGAAGGGCCGCGAGAACGUACUUGAUGGGGGCGAGGACGAGCGAAAUGAGGGAGACGCUAUAAUUAGUAACACGCAUGAGGGCUUGAAUCCGGAUGAGAGAACGAACGGGAAACAGGGACAGCAGGAAGCCGAUGAGCCUUUGCGAUUUGUGUUUCUCGGUGUUUCAAAUCUUGCUGGUUUCACGCACGUGGAUGGUUACCCGACUGUAAUUGCGUAUCCAGCGCUGCGGCGGUUCACCGCCGCCGUGUAUUAUCCUUGGGACCUUGGAAUGUGCUUCUUUAAUGAGCUUUACUCCAUUGGAGUGCCCCUGUUUGUCCCUAGCGUCAACUACGCCACUGGGAUCAUUUGGAAGAUGCUACAGCACACGGACUAUGGUUGGUGGCAAGCUCGCAAAUUGCAUUUCGGGGAGGUCCCUGGACGCAGAUUGCCCACAUUGGCUAAGUACGAAAACAUUGUUGUGGCACACGACCAGCCUGUUAUUUCUACGUCUUUAUAUUCUGGAGAGUCGACUUCUCCGGCGACAAGGUCCUUAGGCAGCACACUCGCGCAAGCAGAAGAUGCGGAGGCGACAAAAUUGUCCAACGAUAAGGUCCGGAGAAAAGUGCAACAAAUAGAGCCACAACUGCUUCACCCUAGUGCCUCCGGACGUGUCCCUCUGCUAGUUACGCCUAGUGACCAAGACACUUUCGCACUCUGUGAAGGGGACGGCGGCCAGGAAGUGAAACAGGACUUCUGUCACGAGGAUAAGCAACACUAUCCAGAUGAUGGUAUAAUCUGGUCGGAUAAGUAUUUCGACGAAAAACCAGCAGUGCAGAUGGACAGAAUUUCCGAAACCUAUCCCACAACUAGGUCCCCACAAGAUGAAGAGGGAGAUGGAAUUUCCGAAUCUGGGACUACAUUCUCUUCAAGCAGGAGGAGGAUGACUUCCUUAUCUUCAAGCACAUCGGAAGCUGCGAACACGACGACGACUCUGGAGGGUCGCUACUUUGUCCCGAAUCGGGAAGAUAGACAAAUCAUUGCAAAACGAGUGGCUGCACACCGCAGAAACAAGCGACUGAAGGCGCAUCAGCAAAAUAUCGUAAUUGAUCUUCGCACAGCUGCGGGUAGCACCAAAGCAACCGUUCCCGCUUCAGGUACCAGCGCAGAAAGAGGCGAAGAUGACUAUGUAUCGACGACUAUUCCCGCGUUGGACGUGGAUCGUGAUCCUGUCGAUUCCUUGUGGUGGGAUGAAAACACGCCUUUUGAGGACAUCGCCUUCUGGUGGAGACACACAGACUUCGCUUUAUGGCCCGCCGUCGGACAUUUCGAAUCGAUUCCUGCGCUUAUGCACCAAGUCAAUACCGCGGACUUCGACCGAAUUAGCCUAGAAAUGCGAAGGUGGAAUGCCAAGACGCUACGCUGGAGCACGCAUUUGUAUCGAAAAUUAGUCAACAAUCUCAUUCUCACGCCAGCAGAGUCAGAGUCAGCGCAACACCAACUUAAGGAAUAUGCUAAUUGACUCUAUGAAAACUUUUCUGUGCAUCUCUGUCUUAGCCUUUAAAAGUAUGACUGAGAAGUACGCAUCGAGUAUUCUUAAAAAAUGAUGCAGAAGCUUAGAAGAUGAAUUUCUGGUAGAUCUAACCACCGGAGUUCCCACGCAAGCACACCUAACGAAGAUGACUGGGAUCGCCACUGCUACGUGUGAACGUGAAGGAACCUCUUUAGGAGAUGCGCUUUAUCCGAAUAGAUGAACUAGACGGGGCGGUUCACUCUUCAUCCUGCAAACUGAAGCGAAAAAAAGUCCAAGAAAGACAAAGCUACGACCGUGACUGUUUGCUUUAUUUCUUUGACGUCCAAAUUCAAUGUGGGUCGCUACUCUCCGUCAUCUAGUGCUUACGUGUUGGUUCCCAAAGACAAAACCGAUUUGGUCAGCUGCUGCAUUCAAUUUUGCUAUUUUGAAAUCUGUCAUAAUUUAGCAAGCAAGUGCAGAACUCAGUUUCAAACUAAGACAAAGCAAAUACUAAGUGUAAGUACGUUUCUCUUCUUAUCAAUUUAGAGAUCUCAAUAUCGACCCAAUCGCAGCCGUCGCCAACGGUAAAACCGCAAUGCGGUUCGAUUGAGCAUUGCUAUCCUCUUACUUAGCAACAAAUUGAAAUUUCCAGGUAGACUAACAAGGCACUUAGCUUAUUUCUAUGAUAGACGGGAUUGCUUGAGUGAGACGAACAAAAAAUUGAAAUUCCGACGUACUUUGAUAGGUUGGAGAACAACCUAAUAGAUACUGUGUUGGAAGUGUUGUAACUGGCAUACCAGCAGGUGGCGCGCAACAUGUAAGAUCCAAACUGUUGCUUUUUAUGAGAUCCGCGAUCACUUUAUUGGGCCCUCUUAUCCUUACCUAAAUGUAAAUGAUCCGGAUGAUUAUAAUGUAUGAUUGUCAUCAUGUUCUUUUCCCAACCAGAACCUGCAUACUUGUGAAGUAGUCAACUACAACUUGUG